AAUUGCAUCCAAUUCCAACCCAAAAAGAAUAUGUAAACAUAGACGAAAGCCGCAACAGCAUGAGGCUGUGCAGGGGUGCUAUGAGCAGGAGUGGAGGACCAGAAUAAUUAUUGAAAAUAGCAACUGAACCUAUUCCCACUCGAUAAAUUACUGUCUGAAAUUUCUAAAUUGUUUCUGAAAUAUUAUAUAUUUGAAAUGCCACUAGUUAUUGUUACUGGUAUUCCAGCUUCUGGUAAAACUAUCUGGUCUAAAAAAAUAGAAGAAUUCGUUUCAAGUCUGAAUAGAGACGUUACGAUAGUUUCUGAACAUGAAUACAUUUCAGAUAAAAAUGAAACACACAAUAACAGCAAUGCUGAAAAGACUGCUCGUGCAAGUUUGAAAUCUUCUGUGCUACGUUCAAUUGACAAUCAUACAGUUGUUGUGGUUGAUGCUUCCAACUACAUCAAAGGUUUCAGGUAUGAGCUGUACUGCGUGAGCAAGCAGCAUAGCACCGCCCACUGUGUUGUGCAGUGCAUGGUAUCACCAGAGCAAGCCUGGCAGUGGAACCUGACCCAAGCUUCUGCUCAGCAGUAUGACAAAGAAACAUUUGAUGCACUCGUCUUCAGAUAUGAAGCUCCUGACAGCAGAAAUAGAUGGGAUUCUCCAUUGUUUGCUGCACGGCCUGAUCAAGAGUUUGACUGGAAUGGUCUGAAGGAGGCGCUGUUCAGUGGCCGGGCUGUCAAACCGCACCAAGCCACUCAGCUGCAACCUCUUACUGACAGUAACUUCCUCCAUUGUCUGGACCGCCUCACCCAAGAGGUGGUGGCUUCUAUAGUGGACGUACAAAAGACCGAAGCGAUCGGAGAGAUCGUUGUACCGCGCUCCCGCCAUCGUUUUAUUGCUUGUAGGAAGGUAAGCUUGGCCGAGCUGAGCAGAGCUCGGCGGCAGUUUAUUGCAUACAGCAAAACUCGCUCUAUGAGCAGUGAAGAGGAAAUAAUUUCUUCUUUUGUGAGUUAUCUCAACACAAUAAUCCAAUAAAUAUUUGGUGAAAAUUCAUCUUUAUCACCUUCCCCCAAGGAAAAAUCGAGUUUGAAAUUUAACAUUAGGUUGACGUCCUCAAUAAACAUCAGAUUAGCGCGAGCCUCGAAUUAUUAGGCACCGACUGAAAGGUAGGCAUCUAAGCAAUUUCACUAAUUGAAUAAAUCAUUAUCGAUUUUUUUUUUUCAAGUGUUUUUAAGAGAAAGACAUCGUACAAAACUCGUAUAAAAUGUUGCGGAAAACAUUCAAAAAGGUGUUGCGAUCCAUGUUCAAGGUUCCAAUGAUCAUAGACUUGAUUUGCCACGUUUAAGUUCUUGAAAACAUAUCAGUGUCGAAUAAAAGUGGCAGAAGUUUAGGAAUCGUUUUCUGUUCCGUAAAAAAACGUUGGGAUAAGUGAGUAGAGGCUCGGUAAUGACUAUUUAUUUGGCUGAAAAGCUUCAGGGGAUGCAUACACACUUAGAGAGCGCGGGAGUGCGGGUACGUCCACAGAGAACGCUACUUUUAGCGGCAUCUCCCUACAGCACCCAGUUCAGAUUUCAUGUCCGCGAAUGCCUUAAAAAAUAAUAUUUACGAGAAGUAUCUACGGUCCUACCUAUCCACCAGUGAUGAACUGUAUUUUACAGCUCUAGCCAAGAAAACUAAGAAAUGUUAAUCUCGAAAUAUAAUUCAAAUGUGAGCGGCAUUAUCAAGUGAAAUUGCAACUAAAUACAAAAUUUAUUUCAA
Molecule: messenger RNA, 1740 nt
Organism: Hyalella azteca
Lineage: Eukaryota; Metazoa; Arthropoda; Malacostraca; Amphipoda; Hyalellidae
Product: protein KTI12 homolog
Exons: 6
Coding region: 196-1017 (273 amino acids)
Source: RefSeq, a predicted model, not a curated record